CAAACGCCACGUUCCUUUCCUCGAAUAUCACGACCUGUUGAGCUUAUGCGAAACUCUUACGAUGUUGUGGUAAUUGGAACCGGUUAUGGGGGAGGAGUUGCAGCCAGUCGUAUGGCGAGAGGUAGACAAAGCGUCUGCGUCUUGGAGAGGGGAAAAGAAAGGUGGCCUGGCGAAUACCCAGAAACAUUGAACGAUGCUGCCAAAGAGGUCCGUGUCAGUGGCGAAUUCGCACCAGGAGACAGGAGAGGUAUCCCAGGCCCGCUUGUAGACGGUGGCAACCCUGCCGGACUCUAUCAUUUCGUGGUCGGAGAUGGGCAAAAUGUGUUCAUGGGUAAUGGGCUGGGUGGUACAAGUCUGCUUAAUGCAAACGUCUUUCUAGAGGCCACUCCUGCGGUUCUGGAGAUGGACAUCUGGCCAAAGGAGCUUAGAGGAGUGGAAGCAUGGACCAGAUAUUACAACCGAGCCAGAGACGUUCUGGAACCAGCACAGUACCCAGCCUCUUAUCCUAACCUUCUCAAGGCCGAUCUACUCAAGAGAGAAGCGGAGCUUAUGGGCGUCGGAGACAAGUUCUAUCGCGUCAGCCAAACCACCAGGUUCCAUGAUGGACCGAAUAGCUCUGGCGUCUUCAUGCGAGCAUCAUCUCUGACAGGCAUGGACGCUACCGGCAUCAACGAUGGAAGCAAAUCUACCAUCCUGGUGAAUUACCUCAGUGAUGCGUGGAACUGGGGGGCGGAGAUCUUCUGCGAGUGCGAGGUGCGGUAUGUCACAAAGGCCCCUGGACGUGAAGGGUAUAUCGUACACUUUGCGUGGAAUUCAGACAACCGAGGACAAUUCUCGGGUGCAUACGACGACUUGAUGUGGGUUCAUGCGAAGAAAUUGGUCUUUUUCGGUGCCGGUAGCAUUGGAACAACGGAGAUCCUUCUUCGUAGUAAGCAGCUGGGCCUCAACAUGAGUGAUGACCUUGGAACCGAGAUGAGCGGAAACGGCGAUAUGUUGGGUUUUGCAUACAAUACUGACUAUGAGGCAAACUGCCUCGCUCACUCCCGUCCUACACCAGAACGGCCAGUUGGACCUUGUAUCACGUCAGUGCUUGACUUGCGCGAUCAGAAGAAUCCUUUAGAGGGGUUCGUGAUUGAGGACUGCGCAAUUCCUCAGGCGCUGAGUCCGCUGAUGAUUCCGAUCCUGGAGUAUCUGCCAGAUCAGAUAAAGCCGUCUUAUAACCUCGCCCAAGCUUGGGUCAAAGCAGCAGCAAGGUUGGGUAGCAAAGUUCUUGGGCCCUAUGCCCCCAAAGGCAGUGUAUCAAGAACAGGGGUAUACCUCAUCAUGUCUCACGACAGUAACCAAGGCUCCCUCACGCUCAGAGAGGGCAAGCCUGUGCUGAGCUACUCCGGCGUCGGUCGCUCUCAGUCAGUGUCUCGUAUUCACGCUUUCCUCGAAGCAAUGACGGCCUCCGUAGGCGGCGACUUCAUCGCCAAUCCCGCCUGGACGCUAUUAGGAUCGCAGGAAAUCACGGUCCAUCCAAUUGGUGGAGCUCGAAUGAGUGCCGAUGGCACAGGCAAAGCGGGUGUCGCGAACAGCGACGGGGAGAUAUUCAACGGACAUGGAGACCGAGUGCACCCAGGCUUGGUCGUUUGUGACGGAGCCAUCGUCCCCGCGGCUGUCGGCGUCAAUCCAUUUGCCACCAUAACGGCCCUUGCUGAGAGGUCGGUCGAGAUGGCUAGUCAGAAAUACGGGAUCGCUAUCGACUGGGACACGAAAAAUGGGCUACUAGAUUUGUAUGGGUCACCAGCAUUCCCUUUGCCGACGGAGCCAGAUAUAGAAAAGCUGGCGAGCAGAAUCACCAACGCCCGUGAAAAUGGCCACUCUGGAGUCGGCUUCUCUGAAGUCAUGUCGGGAUUCAUCCACGCUGGACAGGACGUGGGCGACUUUGAGGUUGCCACCAAAAUUGCGCGUAGCCACUGUGAAUCUGCAAGAUUCUUUCUGAGUGUCAAAUCUUGGGACACAAGCGAAUUGACUCAGAACAACUGCCAUUCGGCCAAUCUGACGGGUACUUUCUGCAGCAGUGCCUUUGGGGGAACCUUCAUUGUUCAUCGGGGUACUUUCCGGCUGUUUAAUCAAGAUGCCAGACAUCCCGAUACUGCAAACCUGACGUAUGAUUUUGACAUGGUGUCUCCCAGUGGCAAAACGCUCCAUUUCAAUGGAUACAAAGUUGUCAACUCAGCUGCAUAUCUCAACAUUCCGGAGGUUUGGAGACAAACAACCACGCUGUACGUGACCAUCACGAAUAGCAAGGCCAAAGUGGUCGGACGUGGCACACUGCACAUUCAGCCAGCAGACUUCUACAGGGAGCUCAUGACAUUCGGAACAACCGCGCCAACAGUAUGGGGUGGGUUGACGUCGACCACGAAGUUCCUUUCGUUCUUCGUCAAACAGUUGGCUACACCGUUCUUCUCACGAUUGGGCGCCCUUCAAUGGCCAAGUGGUGUAGUGAAUCAUGCGGCUGGCGCUGCCACAGCAUCCCAGGUCAUAUCACUAGAAGCGACAGACGGGGUCAAAACAACGAUGCUAAUGUGGAAUCCCCUGCGAGAGAACGGGGAGGAGAACGCCUCCACGGCGCCGACAAUUCUAUUUAUACCAGGAGCCGCAGUUGACCAUACGAUAUUUGCGCUCCCAACCAUUCGAAAGAAUGCCGUCACCUACUUUCGCGAAGCCGGUUACAGAGUUUACUGUGUCACGCAUAGGGUGGGCCGGACUCCCCUAGCCAGAGAAGACCACACACCAUAUGAUGCAAGGCGAGACGUUCACGCAGCCCUGGCUCAUAUUCGCAAAGUCAGCCAUUCACGUACCCAAGGAGGAGACAAGGUGUAUGUCGUUGCACACUGCGUCGGUUCUCUCGCUCUUGCUUGUGGCCUUUUGGAUGGAACUAUUCCCGGCCACUGGAUUCGCGGCAUCACUUGCUCAAUGGUCUUCAUGCAUCCUAAAUUUGGCAAGAUCAACAACCUCUUCUCUGCGUUCCCGGUGGACCUCUACAGCAGUCUCGUCGGCUCGUACUGGGACUGUUGUAGUAGUCCGAGCGACACAUAUACGCAGCAGCUUCUGAACCAAAUGCUACGUUUCUAUCCUGUUGGCAACCGUCAUGAGAUUUGCCGAUCGGUCGUUUGCCAUAGAAGCGAGUUGGUAUUUGGGCGACUUUGGACCCAUAAGAACCUAAAUGAAGCUACACAUAGCCAGCUCGAUCAAUUUCUUGGGGGCACCUCGAUGCAAUCUCUCAAGUGGCUCACGAACUGCGGCCGUAUCGAGAAAGUCACGACAAACAACCCCAAUGCAAACCUGGUAAGAGCAGAGAACAUGAGCCGCCUCAAAGAGAUCCCCAUACUGUUUCUGUCCGGCGCAGAGAAUAUGGUCUUCACCGCGGAAAACACGGAUACCUCAUACACUGCGCUAUGCAAUGCUCAUGGGAGGCAAUGGUACGAGAGAGAGCUCUUCCAAGGCAAAGGGCAUCUUGAUGCUUGGAUGGGGGUUGGCGCAUAUCAAGAUGUGUAUCCCAGAGUGGAGCGACAUGUCGAGAAGGUCUUCGAGGGGUUGAAGGUUUGA
Molecule: messenger RNA, 3594 nt
Organism: Trichoderma reesei QM6a
Lineage: Eukaryota; Fungi; Ascomycota; Sordariomycetes; Hypocreales; Hypocreaceae
Exons: 8
Molecular function (GO): oxidoreductase activity, acting on CH-OH group of donors; flavin adenine dinucleotide binding
Source: RefSeq, a predicted model, not a curated record